Molecule: messenger RNA, 5280 nt
Organism: Osmerus eperlanus (European smelt)
Lineage: Eukaryota; Metazoa; Chordata; Actinopteri; Osmeriformes; Osmeridae
Product: zinc finger MYM-type protein 4
Exons: 27
Coding region: 58-4740 (1560 amino acids)
Molecular function (GO): zinc ion binding
Source: RefSeq, a predicted model, not a curated record
UUCUGUACUCAGAUUGUUAUUGUACAUCAGCUAGCUAGCUAGGUAGCUAGGCACAGGAUGUCUCCCUCCACCCGGACUUGCAUCUUUCCUGGAUGCAAGAACUUCCACAGCAGCGCUGUAUCGCUAUUUCAAUUUCCUAGUGAUGAAGAAAGGAAAAAGAGGUGGAUUGAUUUUGUGAAGAGCCACGCUGAUGGAGCGCUUCACAUCAACUCCAACAGCCGCCUCUGCAGUAACCAUUUCACGGCGGAUAGUUUCAACAUGGACCGGAGACGGAUGGGGUUCACGGACACACGGCUUCUCUUGGAGCGCGGAGCCGUACCGAGCAUCGCCCUCCCGGCUGUUCCUCCUCCGGUAGCACCUGGACCAUCCACCGCCGCCAGCAGUUCAUCACUCAGCCAUGAACGCCAGAUCUUGAGGACCUUCGAUGAGGUGAUGAAGCUGGGCAGAUACGACGCUGGCCUCUCGGCAUCCUCCUCGGGCGGCACCGACCGCGACGCAGGUCCGGCGAAGGGCAGAGAGGAGAGGGACGAGCCGGCUGAAGAGACCAACGCCUCUCUCCGCGACCCCUUCUUUGCGGCCGGGCAUCGAGGGGGCAGCCUGGAGGAGGAGCUGGAUGGACUUCCUGUCUUUGGCGUGGACGACGAGGAGGAUGACUGGCAGUUUUCGCUGCCCAUGGACACGCUGGCAGAUCUAGACACGGAUAGGAUAGGCGCCCGGUUAACCGAUGAAUCGUCUGACAGACAGAGAGAUGUUCAGGCGGGCCUCCUGACCAGUGGGAAAGCCCCAGAGGAGAGAGCUACGCAGGGGGACAGGAGAGUGUCGGCCUUAUCCAGUCCCACUCCCUCCCCUGACAGCCUCGACGGAGCUGUUGUGAACUACCCAGCAGGAGGAGAUCCACAGUGUCACCAAGUGGAGUCACCACAGAGGUCAGACUGUGGUGCCAUAGCAAUCGAGGCCCCCACUUCGCCACUGAUCAAGAUUAAGGAUGAACCGAUAGACGAGGACUACGACGCAGCCCUGCUGCCUCAGUCCUCCAGCAGACAGGUCAAAGAGGAGCUGGAGAACCAGGAGGAUGAGUUGAGGAUCAGCUCUGUGUACUCGGUGGGAGGAGGACCCUCGUACAGCGCCCCCAGUGUUGCAGGUCCCACCACCCACACUCCCUCCAUAUUUGGUCCUGGGAGGAGCUUGGCUCCAGCCCCAUUGGUCCAGCCUCCCCUGGCUCCGCCCCCCCCUGGCAGAGGCGGUAGCUCUGCUAACAUCAGGUGCAGCGGCUGCUCCAAGGUGCUGUUAAAGGGACAGACGGCCUUCCAGAAGAAGGGUUCCACCCAGCUGUUCUGCUCCACCGUCUGCCUCACUGGCUUCCUGCCUCCAACUGUCCCGGCCCGGCCCUGCCACCAGUGCCUCAAGGAAAUUGAGAACCCUGUGAAUGUGGUCAGAGUUUUGGUGGACAACAACCUUAAGGACUUCUGCAGUCGUUUCUGCCUGUCUGCGUUCAAUCGCAAAAAGAAGACUGAUCCCCCUGGCCCCAAACUCCCUGUCUGCAGCGUUUGCAAUAAGUCCAACAAGGUUCAGCAUGAGGUAACCUAUCACGGUGAGCUCCAUAGACUGUGCAGCGACUACUGUUUCUUCACAUGGCGCCGCAACCGCAACCUGGCUAUGAACUGCUGCGAGAGCUGUGGCAUGUACUGCAGCAGUAAAGGAGGCGGAUGCCAGAACCUGACCAUUGGAGACGUCAACCUGAGGUUCUGCAGUCCCACCUGCAUCAGCACCUAUAAACAGACCUGCUCCAAGCUGAUGAAGUGUAAUCACUGUGGUAACGAGGUGAUGGUGUCCACCAUGUUGGUGAGCAACGACCCCUUGGGCAAGGUUAAACUGUACUGCAGCUCCACCUGUGUCAGCUACAGCCGGCCUCCACAACACAUCCUCUCUGGAACCCCGUUCCCCUGCACCCACUGCAAAGUGAACGCUGUCCCUCAGUACCACCUCGCCAUGGUGGACGGAAGCAUCCGGAACUUCUGUUCCCACGACUGUGUCACCACCUUCAGGUCUGAGCAGAGCAGAGCUCCGCUCACCGCUCAGAUGAACGGCACGUCCACCAAUCCCCUGGCCCCUCCUCAGCCUGACCUUCCGGGGACAGGCUCCUCCCCCUACGGCCUCUCUCCACUCUCCUCCUCCCGGCCAGUUGCCCCUGGUUACCCCGACGCUCCCAGCCAGACCUCCGCAGCGCCCUGUGCAUCCACCCCAGGCUCGUCCAGACCGUACGAGCAGCCACAGCAGGGCCUCACCCCCCUCUCUACCUCGCGCUUCACCGGGCCCAUCCGACUCACCUGCAACUACUGCUUCGAGGAGUUCUCCUCCAAGCCUGAGCUCUUCCUGCACAAGAAUCGGGUGUACCAGUUCUGUGGGAAGCAGUGCUGUGAUCGGUUCAAGACCCAGAGGAACAUCAUCAUGAAGUGUGAAUACUGCCUGCAGGACAAGGUGGUCAAAGACAUCAUCAUGUUCAACCACGUGGCCAGACCCUUCUGCAGCGAGAGCUGUAAGCUGCUCUUCAAACACGACCUGACCAAGAAGAACAAGGACAGCCCCUGGCGUUCCUGCGCCUUCUGCUCGGGGAUCUGUCAGAACAUGGUGAACCAGAAGAUGAUCCACAGCCACUUCGGAGGCAGGAUGGAGGAGUUCUGCAAACCCGACUGCAUGUCCAUGUUCACCGUGCUCUUCUACGAGAUGGCCAAAUGUGACAAUUGCAGACACCAGGGGAAGAUGGAGGAGCAGCUGCGGUGUGCCGGUUACAUCCGACACUUCUGCGACUUGGCCUGCACUCUGCAGUACUGCCACCGGCACGUCCCGCAGAUCCCUGCCAGAACAGCAUCGCAAGGUAGUUCGGCCACUGUGCAAAACCUCUUCCCCAGUUCCAAGAUGGCGCCGGGCAUUGCUGAUGUCGGGCCAGUGGCUAGCACCCCUACAGGCCAGCCCCACACUGCAGAUAGCCCCCUCACAGGAGCACUUCCCACAUCUAACUCUCACGGAAAGAGUCUUGAUGAUGCAAGCACUCAGACAGAUGCGAUGCGGCUCCCCGUGGCUCAUCGGCGGAACAUGAAGAACAAGGCCAUCAUGUGUCGACCGUUUACACACAACCAGGAGACACUGUGCAACCUCCCAACCCAGACCACACACACACCAGCAGGCUUCUCUGGGUGUAGUUUCACCACCACUAUAAACGAGGAGAAGGUGAAAGUGGUGCUUCUUCCCAUCCCUGUGCCAGUCUUCAUACCCGUGCCCAUGAACAUGUACUCCCAGUACAUGCCGGUUCCCAUGCCGAUGCCCAUUCCUGUCCCUGUGCCUGUGGUGUUACCGUCCGCCCCGAGUGGCUCACAGUCCAAGGAACCACAUGACCCACUCGUCCAAUCACAGGGCAUUGCUGAGGAGGUUGAGGAAGUUGAGAAGGACAAACCUGUCUCCCAUGGAGACCAGGGAAGUACUUACAGUGGAGAUUUGGAGUCUGAGGCUAUCUCCACCCCUCUUAGCUGGGAAGAGGAAUCCAACCCUGCACCCAGCAGUCAGCGAGGAAGGGGUCCAGUGGCUGUGGACCCCCCCAGCACCUCUGAGCCGGGGGCCAUGGACUUGGAGGCUGACAUCCCCACUGAGCGGUGUGACGCCUCUGAGAGGGCUGUCCUCAGGAAGCAGCAGAGGCUGGCUGGACGUAAACGACCCAGAGAAGGUUUCUCUCCCGGCAAACGGAGCCGGAAGAGAGCUUGCUCUGGGGAGGGUAGCCACACUGUUUCGUCCUCCCGGACUAGAAAGCUACACCACGCCUACGGGGUGCAGGCUUGGAAGACAUGGGUGCUACAGAGGAAACAGCAGCCAGAAUCUGAAUCCACCAGUAAAUCAGACGGGCCGGCGGUUCUGAAGGAGGACUUCUUACAAUGCGACUCCGCUGAGCUCAGCGACGGUCUCUGCCACUUCAUCACCGAGGUCCGUCGACCCAACGGAGGGCCUUACGCGCCCGACAGCAUCUUCUACCUCUGCCUGGGCAUCCAGCUGUAUUUAUUUGAGAACGGGAGGAUCGAGAACAUCUUUACGGACGAGUUGUACAGCCGCUUCACCGUGGAGAUCACCAGGAUCCUGGAGCGCUGGAGACCGACGCUCUCCCCCAGCGGCUACCUCAGCUCGCGAGUAGAGGAGGACUACCUGUGGGAGUGUAAGCAGCUGGGCACGUACUCUCCCAUCGUGCUGCUCAACACUCUGCUGUUCUUCAGCACCAAGACCUUCCGCUUCACCGACGCCGGCCAACACAGGCGGCUCUCCUUCGCCAACUUCACGCACUGCACCCGCUCGCCCGGCAAGACCGACUACCUCAGGUUCAGACCCCCGCACAGAGACCAGGGAACCUCAGAGCUGUUGCCGGUCUCGCCCGGCAAGAGGAAGAUGGAGGAAGAGGAGGGAGACAUGGAGAUGCCCGAGAACAGGGAGAACCCGCUCCACUGCCCGGUCCAGCUCUACGAGUUCUACCUCUCCAAAUGCUCGGAGUCGGUGAAGAAAAGAGACGACCUGUUCUACCUGCAGCCGCUACUCUCCUGCCACCCCGACAGCCUGCGCUGGUUCUCCUCCCAGCCCCUGGAUGGCGCUAUGCUGGACAGCAUGCUCACGCGCAUCCUGGCUGUGAGGCAAGUGCACCCGGAUGAAGCGCAGCUGCAGCAUUCGGGAUCCGAGGCCUCCACAGACGACGGCGGGUCACCGUGACGACGGCGGGUCCACCGUGACGACGGCGGGUCCACCGCGACGACAGACUUGACGCUUUUUUCUUCCGUUGUUUUAACUGACUUCCUGGCUGAAAGAGAACUUUUGGCUUUCAAUUAACUUUUUUCUGAUGGGAAGGAGAACCUUCCCAUGGGUUGAAAGAGACAUUUUGGCUUCUUGGAAAAUCUUGAAGAAAGAUGGUGAUAAGAGUUCACAAUCAUACACUGACAUUAUCAUGUGAUACUAAACUAUGCUAUUUAGGUUUAAAUAUGAUUACAUGCAUUUUUUGUCUGCAUUUUUUAUUUUUUAAGUAUGUAUAGAAAGUGGGUCUUCUAAGUUUGUGAGAUUGUUUGGUUUAGGUCGGAAUCAUAAUUUUACCAAGCUGCCUUAUUCAUAAGAGAGCCAUCUUGUCAUCUACACUAACCAAGAUUAUCAACAUUUUAAAAGUACGUUGUUUGCAGUUGUAUGGAUUCCUCAGUUGCUGAUAUGAAUCAGAGAAGUGAUUAUAUAAACAACAAUUAAAAAGAGAAACGGUCAGAUUUA